GCCACUGUUCGUGAGAGGAGACAUGGAGCAACAAGGAGUUCAGCUGGAUCGAGAAGCUUUCUCCUGUUCCAUCUGUUUGGAUCUGCUGAAGGAUCCUGUGACCACUUCCUGUGGCCACAGCUACUGUAUGAAGUGUGUUCAAAACUUCUGGGAUGAAGAGGAUCAGAGAGGAAUCCACAGCUGCCCUCAGUGCAGAGAGACAUUCAUACCGAGGCCUGCCCUGAAGAAAAACACCAUGUUAGCAGCUUUAGUGGAGCAGCUGAAGAAGACUGGACUCCAAGCUGCUCCUGCUGAUCUCUGCUAUGCUGGACCUGAAGAUGUGUCCUGUGAUGUCUGCUCUGGAAGAAAACUCAAAGCCAUCAAGUCCUGUUUAGUCUGUCUGGCCUCUUACUGUGAGAAACACCUUCAGCCUCAUUAUGAUUCAGCUCCACUUCAGAAACACAAGCUGGUGGAUCCCUCCAAGAAGCUCCAGGAGAACAUCUGCUCUGCUCAUGAUGAGGUGAUGAAGAUGUUCUGUCGUACUGAUCAGAAGUGUAUCUGUUAUCUCUGCUCUGUGGACGAACAUAAAGGCCACGACACAGUCUCAGCUGCAGCAGAAAGAGAUGAGAGGCAGAGAGAGCUCCAGGUGAGACGAGAAACAAUCCAGCAGGAGAUCCAGGACAGAGAGAAAGAUGUGAAGCUGCUUCAGCAGGAGGUGGAGGCCAUCAAUCACUCUGCUGAUCAAACAGUGGAGGACAGUGAGGAGAUCUUCACUCAGCUGAUCCGUCUCAUCCAGAAAAGAAGCUCUGAUGUGAAGCAGCAGAUCAGAUCCCAGCAGGAAACUGAAGUGRGUCGAGUCAAAGAGCUUCAGGAGAAGCUGGAGCAGGAGAUGACUGAGCUGAAGAGGAAAGAUGCUGAGCUGAAGCAGCUCUCACUCACAGAGGAUCACAACCAGUUUCUCCACAACUSCCCCUCAGUGUCAGCACUCAGUGAGUCUCCACACUCAUCCAGCAUCAAGAUCCGUCCACUCACAUACUUUGAGGAUGUGACAGCAGCUGUGGAGGAGCUCAGAGACRAACUACAGGACGUCCUGAGAGACGCGUGGACAAACAUCUCACUGACUGUCUCUGAGGUGGACGUCUUACUGUCAGAACCAGGACCAGGACCAAAACCAGGACAAGAACCAAAGAGCAGAGCUGGAUUCUUAAAAUAUGCCCGUGAAAUCACACUGGAUCCAAACACAGCACACACAUACCUGAAACUGUCAGAGGGAGGCAGAAAAAUAACAAUGAGUGAWCAUCAGCCUUAUCCCAAACAUCCAGACAGAUUCACUGGAUGGUGGUCUCAGGUUCUGAGCAGAGAGAGUCUGACUGGUCGUUGUUACUGGGAGGUGGAGAUGAAAGGAAAACUUAUUACUGUAGCAGUCGCCUACAAGAAUAUCAGCAGAGAUGGGAGUGGGAAUGAAAGUAGAUUUGGACUCGAUUACAAAUCCUGGGCAAUACAACCUAACCAAAACAGGUUUACAUUUACUCACAACGACAUCAAUACCUCCAUCUCAGGUCCUGGUUCCUCCAGGAUCGGGGUGUACCUGGACCAAAGAGCAGGUGUUCUGUCCUUCUACAGCGUCGCUGAAACCAUGACCCUCCUCCACAGAGUCCAGACCACCUUCACUCAGCCGCUCCACGCUGGAGCUUGUGUUUACUACAAAGGAGACUCUGCAGAGUUCUGUAAACUCAGAUAGAGYUUAUCAUUAACACUGACAAGACUUUUUAACGUGAUGUUUCUAAAGUUCUUGUUUAUUUUUGUUUUGUUUUGUUUUGAACUUCACCAGUGAUUGUGUGGCUAAAAAUGUUUCCUCUAGUAAUAUUGUGUUAUUUUGACAAAAAUUUCCAACAAAUUUUCUGUUUUAAUUUUUCAUUAAUAUUUGUAUCAGUGUGCUGCUGUUUCUCAUCCUGUUUUAAAGAUGAUUUUUUUGUUGUUAAACUUUAAA
Austrofundulus limnaeus is the source of this 1969-nucleotide messenger RNA. Its product is annotated as tripartite motif-containing protein 16-like. The coding region runs from base 23 to 1720 and encodes 565 amino acids. NCBI's taxonomy places the organism in Eukaryota, Metazoa, Chordata, Actinopteri, Cyprinodontiformes, Rivulidae. The transcript has a single exon. Gene Ontology annotation, molecular function: protein binding; zinc ion binding. The record is from RefSeq and is a predicted model, not a curated record.